This is a messenger RNA of Phacochoerus africanus (Common warthog), 4522 nucleotides long. It is a transcript of the gene IL31RA, whose product is annotated as interleukin 31 receptor A. The transcript has 15 exons. Bases 76 to 2229 code for a protein of 717 amino acids. Gene Ontology annotation, cellular component: external side of plasma membrane; signaling receptor complex. Lineage: Eukaryota; Metazoa; Chordata; Mammalia; Artiodactyla; Suidae. The record is from RefSeq and is a predicted model, not a curated record. Gene Ontology annotation, biological process: cytokine-mediated signaling pathway. Gene Ontology annotation, molecular function: cytokine binding; cytokine receptor activity.
AUAGCUGCAAAGGGGUGCCUGUUGUCCGGAGCUCCAGCUGACUGUUCCCAGCCUUCCUGUGUUAUCCUGGGGACAAUGUGGGCCUGGGUGCCAUGGAUGCUCCCUCUACUCUAUAAAUGUGGCCUGGCAGUUCUGCCAGCUAAGCCUGAGAACAUUUCUUGCAUCUUCUAUUAUAAGAAAAAUUUUACUUGCACCUGGAGUCCAGAGAAAGAAGCUAAUUUUACAUCGUACACAGUUAAGAGAACUUACAUUUAUGGACGUAUAAGUGAUACCUGUAAUUCUACAAGUGAAAGGGGGUCUUCGUGCUCUUUUCUGUAUCCAAGAAUAUCAAUACCAGAUUAUUCCACCAUUCAAGUGGAAGCUCAAAAUGCAGAUGGCAUAAUUGAAUCCGAUAUAACACAUUGGAAUUUGAAUACCGUAAUUAAAACCGAACCACCUGAGAUUUCCAGUGUGAAACCAAUUUUGGGCAUCAAACGAAUGGUUCAAAUAAAAUGGGCAAGACCUGUGUUGGCACCUGUUCAUUCUACUUUAAAAUACACACUUCGAUUCAGAAUGGUUGAUAGUGCCCACUGGAUGGAAGUCAACUUCAUGGAAGGUGUUUUUGGAGAAGAAACAUUCAACCUCACAGGACUGCAGGCUUUUACGGAAUAUGUCAUAGCUCUGCGAUGUGUGGCUGAAGGGUCAAGGUUCUGGAGUGACUGGAGCCUAGAAAAAAUGGGAAUAACUGAAGAAGAAGCUCCACAUGGCCUGGAUCUAUGGCGAGUCCUGAGACCAGCCAAGGUGGAUGGAAGAAGGCCCGUGCAGUUGUUAUGGAAGAAGGCUAAAGGAGCCCCAGUUCUGGAGAAAGCACUUGGCUAUAACAUAUGGUACUUCCCAGAAAACAGCACUAACCUCACAGAGACAAUGAACACCACUAACCAGCAGCUUGAUCUGUGUCUGGGAGGCAAGACCUACUGGAUAUACGUGAUUUCUUAUAAUUCUCAUGGGGACUCUCCAGUGGCCACCCUGAGGAUUCCAGCUAUUGAUGAAAAAUCAUUUCAGUGCAUCAAGGCCAUGCAAGCCUCCCUCACUCAGGACCUCCUGGUGGUGGAGUGGCAAAGUUCUGCUCUGGAGGUGGACUCAUGGAUAGUUGAGUGGGUCCCAGACAUGAACUCAGAGCCCUCAACCAUUUCCUGGGAAUCUGUGUCUGGGGCCAGGAACUGGACCAUCCAGAAAGAUGAAUUAAAACCUUUCUGGUGCUAUAACAUCUCUGUGUAUCCAAUGUUGGGAGACAGAGUGGGCGAGCCAUAUUCCAUCCAGGCUUAUGUCAAAGAAGGCGUUCCAUUAAAAGGUCCCACGACAAGGGCAGAGAACAUUGGUGUGAAAACAGUCACGAUUGCAUGGGAAGAGAUUCCCAAGAACCAGAGAUAUGGCUUCAUCAAAAACUACACCAUAUUUUACCAAGCUGAAGAUGGAAAGGAAUUCUCCAAGACAGUCAAUGCCAGCAUCCUGCAGUAUAACCUGGAGUCCCUGACACGAAAGACCUCUUACACUGUUCAGGUCAUGGCAAGCACCAGUGCUGGGGGAAUCAAUGGCAGCAGCAUAAACUUCAAGACAUUGUCUAUUAGUGUUUUCGAGAUUUUCCUUAGAACUUCUCUGGUUGGAGGAGGCCUUCUUAUUCUCAUCAUCUUGACAGUGGCAUAUGGUCUCAAAAAACCCAACAAACUGAAGCACCUGUGUUGGCCCAGUGUCCCAAACCCUGCUGAAAGCAGUAUAGCCAUGUGGCAUGGAAAUGAUUUCAAGAAUAAGCUAAAUCUGAAGUUUAAUGACUCUGUGAACACAGAAGAAGACAGGAUUUUAAAACUCUGUUCUGCCCCCAGUGACUUUAUUGACAAGUUGGUGGUGACCUUUGAGAAUGUUCUGGAAGAGCUUUCCACAGAGGAACCUGAAAAGGGUCAGGAAAACACUUUGGGAGGGGAAAAGAAUGAGUAUGUGACCUCCCCGUAUAGGCCAUAUUGUCCCCCUGUUUCAACCGAGACCCCACCCAGAAGAUCCCAGCACCCAUGUUCUGGGAUGCCAGAGGGGACCUGCUCAGAAGCCAGAGAGCAGCAUCUCCCUCCAGCCCAAAGUUUAGGGCCAGACCACCUCUGUGUGGAUGGCGCACCAAACCCAUACUUGAAAAAUUCGGUGACGACCAGAGAAUUUCUUGUGUCUGAAAAACUUCCAGACCAAACCCAAGGAGAACCCUAAAUGCCAUCGUGGCUUGACUCCCUCUGCAUCUCAGUGUGGGUGACUCACAGAAAGAAGACAUCAGGACUUGGUCAGAAGGGCUUCCUCGGCAUCUCCCCAUUCUGCUCGUGUUACAGAAAGCCUUGCAUCCUGCUGAGCAGCUCUUUGAGCUGGGUGGGCACAGACGGGCAGCGUGCUUGAGAAGAAAGGAUGGUGAGGAGCCCGAGCACUUUGCAGAUGGAAAGCAAUGUGUUUUCUUUUGUUCAGAUAACAAGCUCUCACUGAGGCUCUGACAGAUUGACUUGGAGGGGCAGUGGACCCCGGAGGGCCUUCCCUAGGAACUGGGCCAUGGGCAUAGCCUUUGCUGAGGCCACUCCUCAUGGUUCCGGAAGAGACUUGGCCUGUUACCAAGAGACAGUUGUUUAGUCAGCACUUGAGCACUCUGGUGGAACGUAAGGGUCUCUCCCUUCACCUUGACCUUCUGGGCUCCAAGCUCCACCUCCAAAGCUGCCCUGACAUCAUUUUAGAGAUUAUGUCUAUCUCUCAGCAUAGGGGCGGGAAGUGGGUGGCCUUCCCAGUGGUGCACCUGAAACGCCUCAUUACCCUUCUUAAAUCUCAAGUGUCUGUAGCAAUGCCCCACUAGGUCACUUGCCCUUGGUCUGCUCCACACCGGUGGCUGGCAUGUUGAGGAACGAGAGAGGGCCUCUGCUGAGUGCUGGGGAAUGGACUUUUGCCUGGCUGGUCUCCAGGCCAUUGUCCAGCCCUGAAAACAGUUCCUGGAGGCCCUUGCUGCCCCUCCAUCUUGCACCCAAGCCUGGGAAUAGAAAGGCACCAGAGACUGCAGUGGCUUUUUACAGGGAUUCUGGCCCCUCACCCCUGGCUCAGAGCCCAGGACUGCUUACUGAACACACCCUUCAAAGGCCUCUUCCCAGAAGCAGCUGAGCAGGGCCUGGGGACCUGCAGUGCUUAGCAACUUCACUGCUCUAAUACCAGGACUCCUAUCUUUCACCCACCAAAGCCCAGCCAGUCAGUGGCGCCUUUAGCCCAAGUGCUGAUGGCAGAUACCUGGGAACUUAUGGCUGGCUCUGGGCUCGUACCCUGACCACAGUGACAUCAGAUGACUUCCUGCUGCGUGGCUGUGACUCAUCUGGCUAUUGGGAGAGGUCACCGAAAGCCUGGUGAGAUGGGAGCAGCCGGGUGCAGCCUUGCCAGAUUGAAAGGCCGAUGGUACAUUUCCUAAGUUUGAGAAGUCAGUGCUUGUGUAGUGGGCACAAACUUCACAAGCCACCAACUCAGGGGUGCAAAAAUAUCACUACUUGCUAUAACAUUAACUUCUAGCCCAAGCCCCUGACCUUUUAAAGUAACUGCAGCCCAAUGUGGUGAUUUCUGAGUUGCCUUGGGUUUGUUAACUUAGUCACAUUUGGGAUUUUGAUGCCCUGUCCACCAGGAACUGGGUGUGUGCAUCACAGGACGUUCAGGGGAACAGUACAGUUUUGUCUCUCAUUUGGUAUCUGCCCAGCACUGGUCUUGGAAUGUGCCUUUGGCUCCUCCCUGUCCCUGUCAGGUCACCGGCCCCUUUGCUCAACCAAUUGCUGCAUCCUUACCAUGGGCGUGAGCUGGGGGAUGCGGUGGGGGGUGCUUUCCCAAAGCUCUCUCCUCAUUAAGUCUCAAGUGUCUCCAGCACCCCCACCCCCAAAUUCUUCACUCCUAGUUUACAGAAGAGCAACUACUGAUAAAUCAAGGAGUGAGGGAAGCCUGGAGCAGGGCACUGGGACCCCGUGGCCUGAGAGCACAAAGGGACCAAACAAAAGGGAUACCCGGGAUUCCUGGCUGUGGUGGGCUCUCUCUGCCCUGAUAUCUCCCCACCCCCAACUGUUGUGCCCCAGGCAUGUCUAUGACCCACCUGCCCCCAGAGUUCCAGACGUGGCCCUUUCCGGCCUACUUCUGAUUUGUGAACUUACAGAAGGUCCUCGCUUUGUACCCCACACCUCUCCUCUCUCUCCUGUGACCCUCUGCCACCUCCAGCUGGUGGUGGGGUGGGGGGGCAGUGCGCAGAGUGAGUCUCCCUAAGCUUGUUUGUCUCACACCUGGAUGGGGCUUUUGAGCCUCCACUCCAAGGGUCUGCUGGCUGAGGAGAGAGAAAAGGCCGCAGGUGGCUUCAGUGAGUAGGUUUCAGUGAUGAAGACGUUACCCUCAGCUCUCCCUCCCUUAAUCAUUUCUCAAAGCCUGAAGCAUCUUCUGAUAAACAUUUGGCACAUACCAUACCCCUGGCCCUUCCUCUGUUUCAUUUCUUCUUCCCUUUUCUCACUUUCCU